Molecule: messenger RNA, 1294 nt
Organism: Acipenser ruthenus (sterlet)
Lineage: Eukaryota; Metazoa; Chordata; Actinopteri; Acipenseriformes; Acipenseridae
Product: regulator of G-protein signaling 21-like
Exons: 5
Coding region: 96-671 (191 amino acids)
Source: RefSeq, a predicted model, not a curated record
GGUAUAAAUAUAAGGUAGUGCCAGGAUGAGCACUCAAACACAAAAGAACAGCAGAUUAAGAAGAACCAACUUAUUGUACCUUCAUAGCUACAAGGAUGCCCAAGCUGUAUUUCUCUAAGAUUUUGUUCAGCCAGCUGAAGGAUGAUAAUUCCAAAAACAGUGAGAAAAAGAAACCAAAAAAUGUCGGAAAGGAUCAGAAAGGCAGUGUCCAGUCCAUUGUGGUGAACUCAGAUAGUCCACUUGCAAAGCCUUCCAAAUCCUGUACUGAAAAACAGACUCUUCCUCAGUCUCUGGAAAAACUGCUUGCAGAUAAAUGCGGUCUUGCUGCAUUCAGAGUGUUCCUACGGUCAGAGUUCAGUGAGGAGAACAUUGAGUUCUGGAUGGCCUGUGAGGACUACAAGAAGAACACGUCUCCAGCUAAUCUGUCGUCCAAAGCUAAAGAGAUUUACGAAGAAUUUGUUCAGUUACAGGCUCGAAAGGAGAUCAACAUUGACCAUCACACCAGAGAGUCUAUUAAAAAGGCCAUUCAAGAGCCCAGUCUUUCCUGCUUUGAUGAAGCCCAGAAACAAGUUUAUAGUCUAAUGGAAAAGGACUCCUGCUCCAGGUUCCUGAAAUCUGAAAUAUAUCUAAAUCAUGCGAAUGCCCCAAAGACUUGUGAUUAUGAUGGAUGAGAAAAAACAUAGAAAGGGCAUGGAAAUCCAGAUCUAAAGCUUCUGUCAUUCUCAAGCACUCACACAAGAGUGGUGGCUGGCCGAGGGACAUAAAUAAGAGAGCACCUUCUGUAGAAUGGACUCUCCCAAAGGGAGACAGAGACAACUGAAAGACUGUGCAGGAUAUGACUAAUACCUUACUUCUUAAUAUCAUUCUACAAGAACAAAUGUAUUUUCUUCCGUGUGAGAAGUUAUGUGAUAAUGUAGACUCUAGUACAACUGAGUUUGUGUAGGAAUGUAUGAAGAGCGUUGUAUUAACUGUGAAGAGACUGUUCAAGGAAUUCGAUGUUGGAGGUUAUCUGUACCAGUUAUGAGAACACUGGGCAGCUCUUUAUGCCAAAUUGCAAUUUGCACCAUUUUUUGUUAAACCAAAAUUAAGGUACACCUUUUAAUGCUUACAGGAAAUAAAAACUCCCAAAUGUAUUGUUAUUAGAUAGCUUUUUCUUUCACAAAGUCUUACCUAGAGAGUCAGUCAGUAAGAAGUGUUUGAUUAAUGUGAAACAUGUUAAGUAAUUGAAGUAAAUAAGCUUAUAUAUUUAUUUUUGUUAUCAAAUCAGAUCCAAAGUAAAUAUUUGCAAAAGUUA